CCAAUCGGGAAACUUCGAGCCAUUUACUCAUAGGAAGGUAUCCAGAAACGACAGCAGCGCUUGAGCCAUGUGUGGUGAGUGUUACUUUUAUCCAUUUUGUUUAUUUCUUUAUUCCUGCUAACUUGUCACUUGGAUAUACGCGUUUUACGCACGCCGGUGCUUUGACUGCGAUGUCAUGCGUUUUACCUUAACAACUACAGCUCGAAAUUGUCUGGUGUCAUAUUAAUGGAAAAGUUUCAGAGUUGCUUCAGUCUUUUUAAGAGUCCAAUGUCGAGGAAAGCUCUAAUUCUGCUCCAUCACAGCUGGAUAAACUUUACUUAUUUCUGAUCUGCUCGACACUCGGACAGCUCUAAACCUAACUGCUACGUGUCAGUGUUUUCACUCCCUGCAAUUCACAACAGGACAGGCAAGCCAUACCAGUUACUGUCAGAAAAAAUGUGAAAAUGCGUACUUGAUUGCGGUGCGCCAAAGGAAUCACCCACCCCCCACAGCUUCCUUAAGCUUGACUAUGAGAGGCGAAUCCCCACUUUUGACAGCCCCUCAGGUCCCAGUGUCCCACCAGGACGGGACGUUUACAGCUCACAGUAAAUCUUUAACAGUGUUUCGGCCUCUCCUCGUGUCUACAAGGAAGAGGCCAAGGCUACAGUACCGUACAGCAGCCUGCCUGUGUACCUGGCUGCACCAACACUGCGCGCAAUGUGCGUCCGUCAAUGGCCAGCUGUGUGCCUGCGGGAGAGGGCUGCCCGGAACAUUCCUACACACACACACAUACACACGCACACGCACGCACACACAAAAAGACACAGGCUACUUAUCCAUUUAGCCUCACACUAGCUAUAAACUGUUAUUUUGAACAAAUAUGAAGAUUCAUCAGUUUGACUGAAUCUAUGGAGGAGCAUGUUACCGGUUUCUCAUUUAGGCUGUUUUGAGAGCUUGUAUUUCCUUGGUAUACUCAUUGUGGGUCAAACUGAAAGUUCAUAAGAAAUAACACAACUGAGAACCAUGCAGAAGUUGUUCAGCUGACUUUUAUUUCUUUAUGAAUUCUGAAAAGCAUUUAUUUGAAGUUUUUCCUACAUCCUCAUUCUCUGACAAGUCAUCUUCAGAGAAAAUGAUGGUCGAAGUGAAAAGAUGACAGCUGUGUUCUGCAGUUUUGUAAAUUCUGUCCAAGAGGUUGAGUUUCUCUCUUUCUCUCUCUUUGGCUCUAAAAGGGAUAUUUGCCUACCUAAAUUACUGCGUGCCCCGCACCAGAAAGGAGAUAUUUGAGACGCUGGUGAAGGGACUGCAAAGACUGGAGUACAGAGGGUACGAUUCAGCAGGUAAGACACUCAGCUACACUAACACCCCCCCCCACACACACACACACACACACACACCACAAAAGCGUAUAGUUCCUUUUUGCAGCACCUGCGUGUCAUGCCCUUCAAAAAUAGGAUGAAGACAGUGUUUGACUAGCUCUACUUUUAGUCCUAACCUGUGACUCAAUCGCUGCUAUAGCCGUCAUAGAUCUGUACUGGACAUUGGCACACCCUGCACUCCUGAGUCUUAACCUUUAUUUUAUCAUUAUCAUCUUGAAUAAAAUGAAGUUUAACAGGUGUGUCAGCUCACGCCUGUAACUGCUGAGCAGUUAGUUUGUCAUAAAACCAGAGGAGUAUUAUUGAAACUACAAUGCAGCAACAAAUUAGCUACGACUGCACCUUAAGGAGCUCAGGUGACGUUGCACUCUGCCACCUUGACAUUUACCUGAAAUAGUUAUCUUGUGAAGCAGACAGCGUAUCAGAAAGACAUCCAACUUAAGUUUAAACAGUGUUUUGGAACAUUAAUACAACAACAAAUGAGUAAAUACAUGACAAAAACAAUAAAUGUAGUAGGAAAUGUAAAAAAUAAUACAAAAAGUAAAUAAACUAAAUGAAAAAGUCUCACCCCGACCACACCUGGACUUUUAAUAAUGCUAAUACACACCCUGUCAUACACACACACUCCAUGUUUGUUCAUCCUGUUUGAGUAAGAUGGAACCACAUAACUAUGAGGUUCUUUCUUGGCUGUGUCUCACACACAAACACACACAUGCAACAUCAAUUACUUUGAUAAAUUUGUCAUCUCACUACCAGUGCAGGUAAGAGUUUUAUUUUGUAUUUAUAUUCUACUUCCCUCUUGUCUGCCUUCAGGUAUUGCAGUGGACGGCCCUAAAAAGGCGACCACUGACAUCAAUGGAAACACAAUCUGCUUAAUAAAGAAGAAGGGGAAGGUCAAGGCCCUUGAUGAGGAACUAUACAGUGAGUCCUUGUAGAGCUGACACAUCACAAAUACAGUCCUUGUCCACUUGUCUAUCACUCACUAUUUCAAUGUUGAUAUGAUGUGAUUGGUUGGAGAAAUCAUAAACCUGCUUUUCUCUGUUCAAUUAAUUUUGUUCAGAUUUUCUAAUCAUAUAAAGCAGUUUUCAGAAAGUCCCUGAAGUCUGUUUCUGUCUGUAAAGGAGUUGAUUUCUUGACUUAUCUUGCGCAGAGAAAGACUCACUGAACCUGGACGAAGAACUGGGCACACACUUUGGCCUCGCUCACACACGCUGGGCCACACACGGAGAGCCGAGCGCUCUGAACAGCCAUCCUCAUCGCUCUGACAAGGACAACGGUGAGACCAGUGUUCUCUUACAUCUAUAAUGCACUUAUCCUUUACCAUUGUGAAUAUAAGCAAAACUGCAGGGAGAUCAGUGCAAAUGUCCAUUAAUGGUAUCCAGUUACAAGAAAAUUAAAAAUAUGAAAUUAGAUGUGAUAUUUUGGACCUUGUGACUCCAAUGUUCUGUAUCAGUACAUGUAAUCUUUUAAUUGUAGCUGUUGAAUCUGUUUGUACUUUAAAAUAAAUGGUAACCAUGUUAUUUUCAUCCCUUGAACACACCCUGAAACAGCUUCUAUUCUCAUCAUGCAAACACCAAUGCCUGCUUCUAGUGUACCAUGCUCAUAGGUGUGUCUAUAACGUACCUUUGCUUUGGCUCACAGUACGAUGUUUGCUCAUACAGGUCCAAAGUAUGAGAGUUGUGCUAUCAAGUAACUUAUAUCUAUAAUAUGUUACUAUUGAUUAGUAUACUAGAAAUAUUAAGUGUAGACCUUGAGUUACUUUGUUAUCAAGUGUGAUAAGAUAUCACCUUUGCAUAAUAUAUUUGAACACUUCUAUUAUCACGCUCUGAGUGCUAUUUCUGCAUCUGUGUGUAAAUCCGCUGCUUUGUCUGCAUGCAUCAACUACUAUUGUUAACUUCACACAUUCUUGGAAUAACAACAACCUGCUGCACCGCACGUUUCACUGGUUUGGCCACAUACAAUAAUAUCUGUGGGAUCUAUACCUGUGGCUGUUCUAUUUUCAGAGAGAUGAAGCCUUUUGGGUAGAAAACAUACGUCACUAAGACUGGUUUUUGACCUUUGACCCCUUUGUCUAAUCUGUUCACUCUCGCUGCCUCUCCCCAGAGUUUGUCGUCAUCCACAAUGGCAUCAUCACCAAUUACAAAGAGCUGAAGAAGUACCUCGUAAGUCGCCUUAUCACCAGGAAUUUCUUUUGAGCAAACAAACGAGCUAAAAUCUCACUCAGUGCCAUUCUCAGACCCACCCUGCAGGUAGAGCUUGUACUAACGUGACAGUCUCAUCCGGUUCCUUCACAGGCGUGUCUUUCUCUUGUAAAUUUGUCCUGGACAAGACCUAACACUGAUCAGAUCACAAGACUUCUUUAUCUAUGUGGUACAGUUUGGUUUACAAAUUUAAAAAAAAAUACUAGUGGUGUCAUUUGCUCUGAAUAUUUAGCUUGGUUUGCAGUUUGAGUCAGUCUGUCCAGUGCAAAGGUGCUGCAAACCAAGGGUGCACAGCAUUACACCAUCAUGGUAUUGUAAACAUAAAAGCGCUUUGAGAUGGAUUCGGUCAAAUCUGACUGUUUAUGAGGCUGAUUUUUAAAUCUUUCCAGCUUACACCGCUGGAGUUUUCUUUUUCUGUCUUAAGUCGGGCGGCAGUAGCUCAGGAGGUAGAGCGGUCAUCCAAUAACUGGAAGGUUGACGGUUCGAUUCCCCCUAUCCGAAGUCUGUCCGUUGUGUCCUUGGGCAAGACACUUAACCCACCUUGCUCCCAGUGUGUGUCCUCCACUGGUGUAUGAUUGUGAGUGUUGUGUGGUGGUGGUCGGAGAGGCCGUAGGCGCAAAAUGGCAGCCACGUCUCCGUCAGUCUGCCCCAGGGCAGCUGUGACUACUAAGGUAGUUUACCACCACCAAAGUGUGACUGUGUGAGCGAAUGAAUGAUGUAUCCAAUGUAAAGCGCUUUGAGGGUCUCUGAUCAAGCGCUAUAUGAAAUCUGAUGCAUUUUUUUUUUCAAGUCAAAAUUAAGAGAAGUUAGUAGUAAAAGGUCUGAUACUUUUAUAUUUCUUAGCAAAAGUACGAGAGAAAAGAUGUGAUUUCUUCCACUACAGUCUAAAGCAGCCCUCUAAAAGACAUAAACUCUGUUUCCUCAGAUGGCAGGCAGAAUAACCUAUUGCCUUGUCUUAUUUUUCCAUCAUUUAGAUCAGUUUUGAAUUGGUUUUAACACUGAGUUCACCUUUGAGACAAAUAAAUCUGAAUCUUAAGUAAAACACAGAUACUUACUAACCAAGUACAGUAAAGACGCAUGUGUUCAAUUCUUGCUGAAAUAGGUAGACUUCUUAUUAAGAUAACACAACCUUGACUAUACUAACAAUAAAGGCAGACAUCUGUUCAGCCCAACCACAUAUCAAGGAGCUUACCUAUUGCGUUCCUGUUUAUUCUGUAAAGGAAGUACUCUUGAUUAGAGUGAUUAUACAGUUCAGGAUCAAAGUCUGAGUGAUUGCUCGACAAAAAAAAUAGUUGCAGUUUGGAGGUCUUUUUUGCUUUCUUGCUUGUUGAGAGCUAUGAAUUUCAACUUUAAUACUAGAAAUUUUAUAGCAUGAAAUGUUGACACUUGAUGGUGAUGUGAAUAUUAAUACUGUAGUUGUAGUACGUGUAUAGUUAACAUCUCCAGGCUUAAGUUACUGAUUUCCAGCUGAAGGCCUACCCUCAUAAAUGUUAAUGUAACUUGUGUCUUCUUCAGAUCACCAAAGGAUAUGAAUUUGAGUCAGAGACGGACACAGAAGUGAUCCCCAAACUGAUCAAAUAUGUUUACGACAACCGAGAGAGCGACAACGUUGCUUUCGCUAAGCUGGUGGAGAGGGUCAUCCAGCAGCUGGUGAGUCCCCCUACACUGUAAACUACACUGACUUUACUGUGGCACCUUCCCACUGUAUAGCAGCAAAAGUGCUAGCAUGCUAAUUUUUAAUUUGUCCUGUUAUUAAGGGUGUGCUUGUGUUUCUUUCCUAUGCGAGCCAGACACAGCACAUAUGCUCUAGAUUAUGGGAUGGAAAUUUUGAUUAGCAGCUUCCUGGUUAGUAUGAAGGGUGGCAUGGUGCAGUGUAGUGUCAUAAAAUGUGUCAUUGACCGGUCACCCACACACACAUAAACUCAUUUAUUCACUCUGCAGUGUGUAAAAGCUUCUUGGAUUUCCCGUUCCUAAAACUGUGCACCAUCACAAAAACAGUCUCCUUAGUAACCGCCCUAGCAGCAUCACCAAUGACAUCAUCACCGGUAGAAACAGUCAUUUUAGGUCAGAUUGAGCAAGCGUCUCUGUUCCAUUGUAUCACAGUAUUGUAUGUUUCACUGGAGCAGGUCGUCUCUCCUCAGAAGAACAGAUGAGGCCAAUGCAGCCAUUUUGGAUUUGAAGUAAUGGGAACCAGAUAUCUAGACCCACAAACAGCCUCACCACCAUGACAGCCCCCCCACCCCCACCCAUGUUUCCCUUCUCCGUGCUUAUUCCCCUACUUUCGACACCACACACACACACAAACACACACAGCCACAGCCAGCUCUGCUUCUAAACACCACAGGCAGCAUUACAGCCUUUGCUUUCGAAACACAGCUGAUGAAGUACAAUAGAGGUCUUAUUUUUCUCAACCCCCCGCCCUCCACCAAACCACCAAACUACCUCCAUCUACAGCAAUGCUUCCCAAUGCUCUCCCACACCCCCACUACAGCUAGAUAGCUUUCCAGGAAUACACGUCUAUCCUUGCCUCAACAUUUAAACUUAACUCUCAGAAUUGUUCCUCCUCCUCUUCUCCGUGGUCUCCUCUAACAGUGCGGUGCUUCAGUCUUUCGUCAAGUUAAAGUAAACUCAAUGUUUCCUCUGCUCUUUUCUGUCUCAGGAGGGGGCCUUCGCUCUGGUGUUUAAAAGUCGUCAUUUCCCUGGAGAGGCCGUGGCCACCAGGUUAGUAUACAUACACACACAUACACACAUCUACACACUCUUGUUAUGACAUUUCACUUCACAUUUUGGUCCAGUAUAUGACCAGCGAGUCAGACGCACUGGAGAUGAGUCAUCCCUGUUGUUACUACUGUGAAGCAAUCACUGUCGUAAUUUCAGGAGACUCCUUAGAUUUAGUCAUUGUGGCUUAUCUUAGCUUACAUCCAUUUCUUGUGACAUGAUGGGACAUGGAUAAACUGUGUUGUGUGUGUCUGUCCACUCUGCAACCUAAGACCUAGGCAGAGGAGGGGAGUAAAGCAGAGGUUGAGUCCAGGUUCCUCCUCUCCCUCCCGGGCCUCUGGCCUCUGGGCCACUGGCCGUGCGCCGGCUAUUUCUGUGACUCAUUAGCAAAGAGACUAGUGAGUUUCCUGUUUCAUCUCACUGCUGCCAGAAACACUCCUGGUUAAUCACUUCUCAUCACUUGAUUUUUACUUUGUACCUUCCCUGCUUCAGUGAGCCUGGAGGUGGAAGAAGUGGAGGGUGGUCAAUGAAAUGAAGGGAGAGAAGUGGGCCAUUACUUAUGGUUUAUGCAAACUGAUGAGCUGCCGGUAUCAGUGUUGGCCUUUGACAGCACCCGUAAUAAAGUCAGGAGACUUUUGCAUCUCGUUUGUUUUCUGUGAGCUGUAGUGUAUAAAUACAAAAGUCAUGAAAUUGCACAGCUUUGGCUAUUUUGUUGUGUGGUUAAUGUUGAACAGACAGCAUUGUCUCUGUAGAUGGAGGAAUGUUUGUUAUUAUACUCUGACGCUAGUCACCACCCGCCCUUUUGUCGUCUUGAAUCAACCUCCCUGCAGGACUUUUACUCUCCUCUCAGCUCCUCUUUCUUCAGCUCUCUCUCACUCUAUUGUACCUCCAUUCUCUUUCUCUCCACCACCCUGUCUUUCACCUACUUACUCCUUACUUUUCUUACUUUUCCCCCUCUCCCUCCCUCAGGGUAAAUACUGUAUUGGAUAGCGACCACAUGUUUCUGUUUGCAAGCCUCCUUUUUUCAAGCCCCACACCCCUUAAAACAACCAGUGUUCUUGCGUCACUAUAGACGAGCUCCAGAGAAAUUUCAAGUAGAGAGAAAAGAAUGAUCCAGAAUUAUGAAGAAUUAAGGAGAGGCCGUUUGGACAUGAUUACUCAAGAGCGGUUUUAUAAUUACGCUGUGAAGUGGUUUUGUGUCGAUGGACUGUUUGCGCAAAACAGGUCACAAAUGACUAUGUAGAGGUGUCGCCUAUCUUAAGGUUUGUCUCCUCGUAUGAUCCUCCCUCACCUGUCAAAUGUACACGUGGGUGCACCUUCUCGGCUUGCACAGCCAGUAAGAGAGGCCCAGAUGGUGUGCAGCCAAUGAGAAGGCUGUGAAUCUGUGCGGGAACUGUUAAUAAAUCCUGGAGGGAUAUGAGGAUCAGUCUUCUUCAAUAAAUUUAAAGAUUAAACAUUUAGAAGAGAUUUGGGGCAAGUGGGAGGAUGUCUGAGCUCCUGGAUUGCGUAAAAGUGAUUCAAAAUUUAACUACACUUGAUUUUUUGCAGGUGAGAAGAUCAUGAUUAGAGGAAAAAGAGAGGAAAUCACUUGUAGUGCCAUAGAACUUUUGAAUGAAAUAAUACAGAAAGAUAGGAUGACAAGCUGAUUCAACUACAAAGCACCACGUGAGAGCAUGUGUGUCUGACCUUGUUGUGUGUCUACAAAGCCUAAUCCUCUCCUGUCUCCCACCUCUCCAUCUCUUCCUCCUCGUCUGCUUCAUUCUUUUCUCGGCAGGAGAGGAAGUCCGCUGCUCAUUGGUGUGCGAAGUGAGCAGGAGCUGCUGACCGAAAACAUCCCUGUGCAGUACAACAGUGGUGAGCUCUGUUCCUCUCUCUGUCUGCCAUUAUCCAUUUACACUGCAGCCAAGCGCUCUGCCUGCGUGCAUGCUCAUACACAGACACACUGCAGAUACACACAGUCCCAGGAGCAUGCAUAAAGCUUAAAGAAAUGAAUGAAAUUGAGUGUAUUAUUCAUUCGCAUUUUAAUUUUUUAAGACUAUUAGAGUGUAUGAUACAAUUUUGUGUCUGCUGGUUAUCACCUGACUCUAAGUUUCUUAGAUCAGACCAAUAACACUGACAAGAUGUAGUAGAAUACUACACUAGCUUUGUAUCAUAACCGUAUCAUUCUGAGUAAAAUAAUAUCAGUUUAAAACAAAUGUGAAUUAUCUUUCUUCUUAUUUUGUGUGCAACACUUGUACCACCUUCAAACACAUUUUUAAAAGGAUAAAACAGAGGAAGACCAAAGUCAAUCGGUCCCUGAACACUUUUCUGGCUCCCCAAGCUUCUUGAUGCCAAUUCUUCCCACUUCCAAGAUGUAAAUCUUGCAAAUGGGUUGUGUAUAUGUACUUUCAAUAAAAAGAAAGACCAAAAUAAAUCCUGAGACAGCACGGCACUGUGGUUUUGAGUAAACUCAAACAGAAGUAAAUAUUUGUUGGGGUCUAUUUUGAGCCCUUGAUAUGGUGUGUUGGACAGUAUUUGCAGCAGCAGAUUGGUGACUGCAGGAUUCGCUCAGAUUAAACUAUACAGAGCUUGUGAAGAGUGUCACACAGUACACUCACUGAUGUGUUUGUUUUGUUUUCUUAUUCAAACAGUGAAGCUUGAAAGAGGCUUAGAGGUGUAAGGCCAUGGCAACACAAGUGUCAUCUUUAAGGAAUAAAGCCAUUGUUGAUUUUGGUCUUUUCAAAGACUUAAAGAAAAUCUUUAAACCCAGUUGCCACAUUAUCCUUUAUUGAUCCCUGAAGGGAAAUUCAAUAUUUUUCAUGGAUUAUUCAUGGAUUAAUACCAGAUGUAUUGAAGGUAAACUGUGUGUGAUUUAGCAGGUCAUGCUGUUUGUAAAAUCUGAAGAAAUUGUGCCUCCGUAGAAAAUACUUUUUUCUGCACUUUUUCCUCGUUUUACAGAGAAACACUUCAACUAUUGACUUGUGUCAGAGUUAUGGUAACUAAUCCACACAGACUCAUUCAGAGUGAGGCUCUUGGCUAACUGUUGAGGUAAUUCAAGAUGUUUUGGGGAUCUGUAAUUUCUUAUGCAAUACUUCUGUUAAAAAUCCUUCUUGGAAAGCCACUUUUCUUGCCAGCUUUUUUCUCUGUGUUGUUGAAGAGAGAGCCAGUCCUUUGGAAAUUUUCUCCAACAAAGGAUGUGGUUGUGAAAAGUUGAGGUUCCUGUGAAUACAGAUAGAGAGAGUCUUACUUGGAAUCUCAAAGAUUCAUUUGUUAAACUGAGGUGUCAGUGUUAUCGAAUGUUAAGCACAACUUCAGUGCUUUGUUGUUGCCUCUUUGUCUGGACUGUAAAGGGGACUGUGUCUGCCCAGCCUUAUCUGUUUACUUUAAAUUUAUGGUUCUCAUAAUGGCUCUUAAGAAAAAAAAAGUCCAAGGUCCAAGGCAGAGCUGGGUGGUUUGAGGCCAGGAAACCAAGUAGGGUGUGUUGAUUUGAAGUAUAAAAGUUUUUUUGUUUUUUUCCAGAUACUCUGUGGCCCUCAAAAAUACUUUCUUUCCUUUAUUUACAACAUUAAAAAACAGCUCUGGUUGCAUUUUCUUUGGUCAGUCAAAAGAAAAUCCUCAUUAGCAGCCAUUAGUUCAUGUGCACAAUCACUUCUCAAUAUCCUGUUUGGCAUAACAGCUGCUUUCCAAUCUAAUGGCAACAACCAAAAUUAUACAACAUUACUGACAUGACUACAUAUCCAAAGGAUGAGAGGAAGGAUUCAAGUGAUGAGCACAUCUUGAUCAUUUUAGUCACUCAAACUCACUGUGCAACCUCUAACCCAUGACCUUUGACUCCUGCCCUUGUAGUCCAUGAGAAGAACAGCCAUAACCGCUCUGACUGCUCCAACCCCAUCAACUCUGUGGGAGAUGGCAGCGCUGUGGAGUAUUACUUCGCCUCUGACGCCAGGUAAGAUGCCAGACAUCAUGGUGCGUGAAUGAGUCCAUACUUAAUCCCUUGCUUCGUAUGUGGCCCUGCAUCUGUGUGACUUCUAUUUGUCUGUCAACUUCUCAUAUAUCAAAAAAGGUCAUAUUCACUCACUCAUUCCUCUCUGCCCACAGUGCCAUUAUUGAACACACCAAAAAGGUGCUGUACAUGGAGGAUAAUGACAUCGCCGUGGUGACAGGGGGGAAAUUGUCCAUCCACAGGCUAAACCGACAGGCUGGUGAGGAUCCAGUGAGGGCCAUCCAGACGCUGCAGAUGGAGCUACAACAGAUCAUGAAAGGUCAGAUAAAGUCUUCUUGUGCACACAAUAACAACACACUUAAGUAUUUGAGCUAAAACACCACAAUUAUUCUGAAAGCAUUGAGGAUACUGUGAGGAUGCAAUGCAACCAUUACUGUAUGUUAUGGACUUGUAAUUGAGCGCCCUCUGCUGGCUAAAACAAUUAAUCGUGACUAAUUUCCAGCCUGUUUAAACACUUGCCCUACAUCUUUCAUAUCUCUGUUUUUUAUGAACUAACUGUGCUAUAAACACUCAGUCUGUAACUUUAUGUCAACAGCAGACUGAUCAGUGAAUCUGAUAGAAAUCUUUGUUCCCCCUGUACAGGAAAUUUUGAUGCCUUCAUGCAGAAGGAGAUCUUCGAGCAGCCGGAGUCAGUAGUGAACACUAUGAGAGGCCGGAUUUGCUUCGACACCAACACAGGUGACAAGUAAUCUUUUGUCCUACUUGGCCUUGAGGUCAAAGUAAAUAUAGAGCUCAUUAAUACCUUGAAUCAACAGUAGCAGGAUCUAACUCAGAUUACAGGAUCUGUGGUGUUUGUGCAAACAUAGCUUUGAAAGGCCAAAAGUAAUAAUAUAUUAAAACUUGGCAUGUUAAAGACAGUUUAAACACGGAGUUCUGAUCAAACUAAUGUGACUGUUUUCUGUUUCCUUUAGUGGUUCUCGGCGGGCUGAAGGACCACCUGAAAGAAAUCAAGCGCUGCAGACGACUCAUCAUGAUCGGCUGUGGCACCAGCUUCCACGCUGCAGUGGCUGUAAGUUCAGCUAUCAUACUGAUGAUGGUGCAGUCACUUUUUCUGUCCAAGAAUUAAGGGGAUGAUGAUAUACUUCUUUUUAAUCCUUAUUUGCAGACCAGACAGAUCCUGGAGGAGCUGACUGAGGUUCCUGUUAUGGUGGAGCUGGCGAGUGACUUCCUUGAUCGCAACACACCUGUUUUCAGAGACGAUGUGUGCUUCUUUAUCAGCCAGUCAGGUGAAAACUUAAAAACCUUGUUGUUACAGUUUGUAUGCACUGAUAACUUGUCCUCUAAGGUUACUGAUUUGAGUAGUUGAAACAGUUUCAUUCUUACCUUGCCUCACAGUCUCAGAUCCUCUGUGAAACUUGCUGACAGUUUCAUUAAUCUUCGAUGUCUCUGUUUUUCCUUAUUUUCUAUCCUCAGGAGAGACAGCAGACACCUUGAUGGCGUUACGCUACUGCAAGGCACAUGGUGCUCUGACAGUUGGGAUAACAAACACUGUGGGUAGCUCCAUUUGUAGAGAGACAGACUGUGGAGUUCACAUCAAUGCUGGGCCUGAGAUAGGAGUGGCUAGUACCAAGGUAAAGUGUCCCGUUCAUUUGUAGCAUACUGUUACUCUGACUGUUAUACUGACACCGUUGAGGUUUAUCUGAUGUGUGGGCAACACCUUACAGUCACUUUCGUUAACAUUAACCCAUUGAAAGACUGCAUUAUGCCCUUAUUACCUCAGUUUCAGACUGAUUCACAACAGUGUCUUUUGUAUUUAUGAUGCAGGCCUACACCAGUCAGUUUGUGGCCCUCAUCAUGUUUGCCCUGAUGAUGAGUGAGGACAGACUCUCCCUACAGCCAAGGCGACAGGAGAUCAUCAACGGUCUUAAGAUGCUACCAGGUCAGUCCAAAAACAUUCUUUGAAAUCUGGACAUAGAGUACUUUUGGUCUCAGAAGGGGUGCAGAGAAUGUUUCAUAUCCGACAUACAGACGUUGAGCUGAGUUUUAUGAUGAUUUAAAAAUCAGAAUUACAAUAUACUUUUAAAUGAAGUAUGCAUUCAUUAUACCUUCCUCCUCUCUACCAGAGCUGAUAAAGAAGGUGCUGGAACUGAAUGAAAAGAUAAAAGCUAUUGCAAAUGAAUUGUACCAGCAAAGGUCUCUCUUGGUCAUGGGCCGAGGUUUCAACUAUGCCACCUGCCUAGAGGGCGCACUGGUGAGUAAUCUGUCAAAAAACACCCCCCCUAUAAUAACGUAAGAUAUUUGAGAAAAGUAUAUUUGUUGAAAGGAAAUGUAUGAAAUCUUUCCACUUAAUAUAAUUUUUUGUUUGUUUGUUUGUUUGUUUUACUCAACUGCAGAAAAUCAAGGAGAUCACUUACAUGCACUCUGAAGGCAUCCUGGCAGGGGAGCUGAAGCACGGUCCUCUGGCUCUUAUUGACAAAGACAUGCCAGUCAUAAUGGUCAUCAUGAAAGAUGCCUGCUACACAAAGUGCCAGAAUGCUCUGCAGCAAGUCACUGCUAGAUCGGUAGGUCCUGGAAAAACAAAUAACUGAUCAAUUACAGAGCUCAAAUAUAUGCAGCAUGCUGAAGAGCACAGUGGUACAAGUGUUACAAAUGAACUGAAUGGUAGUUGAUGCAAAUGUCCCUGCUUGUUUAUCUCUCUCUGUUAGGGUCGACCCAUCAUCCUCUGUUGUGAGGACGACCCUGAGAUCACCAAGAAUGCCUACCAGACUAUCGAGCUGCCGCAUGUUGUGGACUGUCUGCAGGGCAUCCUCAGUGUCAUCCCUCUGCAGCUGCUAUCCUUCCACUUGGCCGUCCUCCGAGGAUAUGACGUAAGCAGUUGACACAAUUUUUGACUCAAGCUAUUUGUAUAAAGAAACAAUGUGGCUCCUAACAGUCAUGUCUAAAUACUGCCAUUGAUCAUGCCGUUGCUUAAUAGUACAGUGUAUAGUCAUGGGAAUAUUUAUUGAUAUCUCGCAGUCAAAUUCAUAUUUGAGAUGCUACCUCUUGUCGGUGAAGCGAUUGGCAAGGAGCUCCUGUGAUCCUCCAAUUGUCAAGUUUUUACGAUCACAAACUUCUAUAAGUACAAAUCCUUUUAGUGCACAACAACAAACAUCCUCCCUGUUCUUCAUCUUACUUUCCCAUGGCCACUCACUGAAUACAAAAACACAUAUGGCCUAUAGUUUGUCCAUUCUGGGCUACUGUAGAAACAUGGUGGUGCAAGAUGGUCAACUUUGUGAAAGGGGACUUGCUCCAGUGUAGAUAUUACAAGCUUGUUAUAAUUUGACAGAAACAAAUGGAUUUUAAGGUAAUUAUACACUAAUUUAGACAUGUGGUAUUUCAUUCCAUCUCUACCAAGUCUGUGCCAAAUGCUGCUAAAUACAACACACUGCAUCUUUGAGUUCUAUUUAAAUACAAUAUAACACCCUGAAAAUAUAUUGUCCUUUAUUGUGUAGUUUUGUUGGGUUUGUUAACAUAGUAUCAGUAAUAAAUAUCAAGAUUAUUACAUAUAAAUUUAACAACAUUUAUUUAAUCUAUGCCCCUAUUCAGAAAAAGAAACUUAAGCAUAUGUACAUGUCAUAACACAUUUCCGUGUUAUUUGUUUUUUGAAUGUAAAGCUCUUUGAAUAUUAUUGCAUAUCACUAGUAAUAUCAUACAAACUUGUGUUUUUGCAAUUUCAAAUCAUGAGUUUGAGAUUUUGUAGCUCUUUGUCAACUUGCUGAACAUGACUGUGGAAUGCGCCUUACAAAGCUGAGCUGUCACUCAAAGUGGUAUAGGUAUCUGUAGGCUGGUGUAAAACUUGUGCAUUCACCAUUUGUUAACAAGAUAUCUGUCAGUUAGGACUUACACUAUGUUUUUACAUCCUGUCAUUCACGCAGGUAUGGUAUUGACUUUAUAAGAGCUGUCAGUUUAUGCCAUGUUAAUUAAUCUUCAGCCACUCUUAGCAUCAUUGUGCAGUUAACAUGUGUUUGAAGGACUCUGUGAAAACCUUGAACGCGUCUCAUACAUUUCAUUCACACAUCUCAACAUGGCGUGUUAUUUGCAGUACUGAUAACAGGUCGUUUUCUUUAACAAACUGCUUUCUAUUUUUCCAGGUUGACUUCCCCAGAAACUUGGCCAAGUCUGUGACCGUGGAGUAAUUCUCAAAGCACAACAGAGGAGAGAGGAGGCUCAUAAGAUUUGAAGUGCAAUUGAAUGUUCAAUAUCUUUGUGUGUGCAUGUGUGUAUAUCUGUAUGUUUAUGAAAAGGUUGGGGUAGGGUACUGUUUUUGUGUUUUUGUGUGUCUACCAGUGAGGCUUUUGAGAGAGUGAC
Xyrichtys novacula (pearly razorfish) is the source of this 14540-nucleotide messenger RNA. NCBI's taxonomy places the organism in Eukaryota, Metazoa, Chordata, Actinopteri, Labriformes, Labridae. The record is from the annotation of a GenBank genome assembly.